AUUCAUGACUAGCUAUACCACUUUUUCUCCUUUUCUUUUUGAAAAGAAGACUAUAAAAUCCGUUCAAAUAAUAAUGGCUUGGCACCUUGCAUUCAGCUUUGGCCGAAAUUAAGCCCGUGCGAGCAGCAACACUACUGCACUGCACUAGCCACAAGGGCGUGGCAGAUCGAGGAGGAGGUGAAAGAAGAUGCCGUUCAAGCUUCUCCGGACGCGUCGUGCUGCCGCGCAAUGCCACCUCUCGCUGCUGCUGCUGAAUCUCGUUCCCGGGCUCCUGCUUCUGCCGCUCCUCUCGCGCUCGGCCGCGGCGCAGAAGGUGGUCACACAUCUUCCGGGCUUCGAUGGCCCGCUGCCCUUCUACCUCGAGACCGGGUACGUGGGCGUGGAGGAGCAGACCGGCACGGAGCUCUUCUACUACUUCGUGGAGUCCGAGAGGAGCCCCGCCACGGACCCCGUGGUCCUCUGGCUGACGGGCGGGCCCCGCUGCUCUGUCUUCAGCGGCCUCGCCUUCGAAGUUGGUCCUGUAAAGUUCGUGUUGGAACCUUAUAUCGGAGGCGUCGGUUUGCCGAAGUUGGUACAUAACCCGCUGUCGUGGACCAAGAUGUCAAGCAUCCUCUUCUUGGAUUCGCCUGUCGGCUCGGGCUUCUCGUAUGCGCGCGAUCCCAAAGGCUAUGAUGUCGGAGACUACUCGUCCUCUCUGCAAGUCCAAAGGUUUCUGAAUAAGUGGUUCACUGAUCACCCGCAGUACCUUUCAAAUCCUUUCUAUCUUGGAGGAGAUUCAUAUGCUGGAAUGGUGAUCCCACUCAUUGCACAGAACAUUUCUGAAGGAAUUGAGAAAAGGCAGCAGCCUCUUAUUAAUCUCAAGGGAUACCUGGUUGGCAACCCUAAAACAGACCCGAAAUUUGAUAAUAAUUUCAAAAUUCAGAGUGCUCAUGGCUUUGGGAUAAUAUCUGAUCAAAUAUAUGAGGCUGCAAGGAAGAACUGCAAAGAAGAUUAUGUGAACCCGGAGAAUCAAAUGUGUGCUGAGGUGCUACAUACUAUCAAUAGUCUCAUUUCUGAAAUUGCAGAUGCGCACAUCUUGUACAAAAAAUGUGUCGUCGCUGUGCCAAAACCAUUGGAGGAUGAUUCAGGAAGAAAAUUUUUGUUAGAAGAAUCCAUCCAGCUGAACCAGCCUCCCGGUCGACCUACUGUCGAUUGUUUUACAUAUGGUUACUACCUGGCAUACUUUUGGAUGAACAACAACUUGACUAGAGAUGCUCUCGGGAUCAAGGAGGGAACGAUCGGUGAGUGGAUAAGGUGCAACAGAGGGCUCCCAUACACAUAUGAGAUGCCAAGCAGCAUACCAUACCAUCUCAACCUCACCAGGAGGGGUUACCGUGCACUCGUGUACAGCGGAGACCAUGAUCUGGAGGUGCCAUUGCUCGGCACGCAGGCAUGGAUAAGAUCCUUGAACUUCUCCAUCGUUGACGACUGGAGGGCAUGGCAUCUCGAUGGCCAGGCUGCAGGGUUUACAAUAACAUACGCGAACAAUUUGACCUUUGCGACAGUGAAGGGUGGUGGUCAUACUGCUUCAGAGUACCAGCCUGAAGAAUGCUUUGCCAUGGCCCGACGGUGGCUGGACCUUGAGCCUCUCUGAUGCCACUGCUUUCACCGCUUUCUUUUUCUUUGUUAGAGCAGAUCUUUCCGUAUGUUUGCUUCUCUCGAUCUGUAAAUAUGAAUUCAGAGAUAAUGUAUCAAAUGAAGUUCAUCUUGGAACGAUCUCAAGAUAGCAUCGCAACUGAAAGUGGAGGCUUCGGUACCUGAAAGAAGUGUAUGCUGCUGAAGACACGGUCUCAAGAUAGCAUGGCAACUGGGGUUCUUUGAUGCAAAGAGGCGGAGUGGGGAUUAAUCUAGAAGGACUGGAAAAAGAAUGUAACCGUUACCUGAGAGUUCCCUUGGAAGAAUGGUUUUCCACAGUUUCUUCAUCUUUAAGAAAUAAGAUUGCUGUCGUUUACAUGUUCCAUCAA
Messenger RNA from Brachypodium distachyon (stiff brome), 2003 nucleotides. Its product is annotated as serine carboxypeptidase-like 18. Gene Ontology annotation, molecular function: acyltransferase activity, transferring groups other than amino-acyl groups; serine-type carboxypeptidase activity. Gene Ontology annotation, biological process: secondary metabolic process; proteolysis. The record is from RefSeq and is a predicted model, not a curated record. The transcript has 14 exons. Lineage: Eukaryota; Viridiplantae; Streptophyta; Magnoliopsida; Poales; Poaceae. The coding region runs from base 188 to 1633 and encodes 481 amino acids.